Molecule: messenger RNA, 3409 nt
Organism: Loxodonta africana (African savanna elephant)
Lineage: Eukaryota; Metazoa; Chordata; Mammalia; Proboscidea; Elephantidae
Gene: HID1
Product: HID1 domain containing
Exons: 19
Coding region: 88-2481 (797 amino acids)
Cellular component (GO): membrane; Golgi trans cisterna; Golgi medial cisterna
Source: RefSeq, a predicted model, not a curated record
GCCGGAGCCGGAGCCCGAGCCGGAGCCGGAGCCGGAGUCGGAGCCGGAGCCUGCAGCCCCGGCCAGAUUCUAGCCGGGUGCAGCGACAUGGGGUCGGCCGACUCCAAGCUGAACUUCCGGAAGGCGGUUAUCCAGCUCACCACCAAGACGCAGCCCGUGGAAGCCACCGAUGACGCCUUUUGGGACCAGUUCUGGGCAGACUCGGCCACCUCGGUGCAGGAUGUCUUCGCACUGGUGCCGGCGGCCGAGAUACGGGCGGUACGGGAAGAGUCGCCCUCCAACCUGGCCACCCUGUGCUAUAAGGCUGUGGAGAAGCUGGUGCAGGGGGCUGAGAGCGGCUGCCACUCGGAGAAGGAGAAGCAGAUCGUCCUAAACUGCAGCCGCCUCCUCACCCGCGUGCUGCCCUACAUCUUCGAGGACCCUGACUGGAGGGGCUUCUUCUGGUCCACCGUGCCUGGGGCCGGGCGAGCAGGGCAGGGAGAGGAGGAUGACGAGAAUGCCCGGCCUCUGGCCGAGUCCCUGCUGCUGGCCAUCGCUGACCUGAUGUUCUGCCCAGACUUCACGGUCCAGAGCCAUCGAAGGAGCACUGUGGACUCGGCAGAAGACAUCCACUCUCUGGACAGCUGUGAAUACAUCUGGGAGGCUGGCGUGGGCUUCGCACACUCCCCACAGCCCAACUAUAUCCACGACAUGAACCGCACGGAGCUGCUGAAGCUGCUGCUGACCUGCUUCUCCGAGGCCAUGUACCUGCCCCCAGCUCCGGACAGUGGCAGCAUCAACCCGUGGGUGCAGUUCUUUUGUUCCACAGAGAACAGACACGCCCUGCCCCUUUUCACCUCCCUGCUCAAUACCGUGUGUGCCUAUGACCCUGUGGGCUAUGGGAUCCCCUACAACCAUCUGCUCUUCUCCGACUACCGGGAGCCCCUGGUGGAGGAGGCUGCCCAGGUGCUCAUUGUCACCUUGGACCACGACAGUGCCACCAGUGCCAGCCCCACCGUGGACGGUACCACCACAGGCACUGCCAUGGACGACACUGAUCCGCCAGUACCGGAGAACCUGUUUGUGAACUACCUGUCCCGCAUCCACCGUGAGGAGGACUUCCAGUUCAUCCUUAAGGGCAUGGCCCGGCUACUGUCCAACCCGCUGCUCCAGACCUACCUGCCCAACUCCACCAAGAGGAUCCAGUUCCACCAGGAGCUGCUGGUUCUCUUCUGGAAGCUCUGUGAUUUCAACAAGAAGUUCCUUUUCUUCGUGCUGAAGAGCAGCGAUGUGUUGGACAUCCUGGUCCCCAUCCUCUACUUCCUCAAUGAUGCCCGAGCCGAUCAGUCACGCGUGGGCCUGAUGCACAUUGGCGUCUUCAUCCUACUGCUGCUGAGCGGGGAGCGCAACUUCGGGGUGCGGCUCAACAAGCCCUACUCAGUGCGCGUGCCCAUGGACAUCCCGGUUUUCACCGGGACCCACGCCGACCUGCUCAUUGUGGUCUUCCACAAGAUCAUCACCAGCGGGCACCAGCGGCUGCAGCCCCUCUUCGACUGCCUGCUCACCAUUGUUGUCAACGUGUCCCCCUACCUCAAGAGCCUGUCCAUGGUGGCUGCCAACAAGCUACUGCACCUGCUGGAGGCCUUCUCCACCACCUGGUUCCUUUUCUCUGCGGCCCAGAACCACCACCUGGUCUUCUUCCUCCUGGAGGUCUUCAACAACAUCAUCCAGUACCAGUUUGAUGGCAACUCCAACCUGGUCUACGCCAUCAUCCGGAAACGCAGUGUCUUCCACCAGCUGGCCAACCUGCCCACUGACCCACCCACCAUCCACAAGGCCCUGCAGCGGCGCCGGCGGGCUCCGGAGCCUUUGUCUCGCACUGGCUCACAGGAGGGCGCCUCCAUGGAGGGCUCCCACCCUGCAGCCCCUGCCGAGCCUGGCACCCUCAAGACCAGCCUGGUGGCCACCCCAGGCAUUGACAAGCUGACAGAAAAGUCCCAGGUGUCAGAGGAUGGCACACUACGGUCCCUGGAGCCGGAGCCCCAGCAGGGCUCAGCGGAUGGUGGCUCCGCCUCAGGGGUGGGUGACGGAGCGUCCUGGAGUGGGGAGACUGGCCAGGUGUGGCGGGAGCAGCGGCGACUGUCCAGUGCAUCCACCAGUGGGCAAUGGAGCCCAACAUCAGAGUGGGUGCUCUCAUGGAAGUCCAAGCUGCCCCUGCAGACCAUAAUGAGGCUGCUCCAGGUGCUGGUGCCCCAGGUGGAGAAGAUCUGCAUUGACAAGGGUCUGACGGAUGAGUCAGAGAUCCUCCGGUUCCUGCAACACGGUACCCUGGUGGGGCUGCUGCCCGUGCCCCACCCCAUCCUUAUCCGCAAGUACCAGGCCAACUCGGGCACCGCCAUGUGGUUCCGCACCUACAUGUGGGGCGUCAUCUAUCUGAGGAAUGUGGACCCGCCUGUCUGGUACGACACCAAUGUGAAGCUUUUUGAGAUCCAGCGGGUGUGAAGAUGUGGGGGCCACGCUUUCCCUCCCUCACUGUUCUUAGCUUUAAAUGAUCACGAUCAGGGCUGGGGGCAGGUCGAGGGGCUGAGUCUGGGGUAGAAGGCCCCAGGGGUGCCCCUCAUGGCCAGGGGAAGGUGAGGACUGGCCCUGAUCCCCCAGGCUGGUCUCACAGGAGCCCCUGUCUCCAGGACUGCAGGGACCCACCCACUCUAGCUCCUUCUCCAGGCCUCUCAGUGCUGCCCAGCUUCUGUGCUACCCGCCCCAGAGGCCACAAGGUCACUGUGCCCUAAUGGGGUUGCCCGAGAAGGGGCCAUGGGGUGCCCCCGGGGGCACCUUGGCAGGGUAAGGGGACCCCCGAGCCUCCUAACCUGACUCCUGUUCCAGGCCUGGCUCGCUGUCAGGCCGCAGGAGGAAGGAAUAUUCCAGGGUGCCAGGAGACUGCCAAAGCCAGACUUGGGGACCCCAUGGAUUUUAGGGGUUUGGAGUGGGGUAUUGAGGGCCUCCUGCUAUAUUCUCUGGGGCCAGUGGACGUAGCCUGAUUUCCCCUUACUCAGUCAUGGGGACAGGGGUCUGGGGUGGGGUGCAACCGGCCAGUCCUGCCCUGUCCCACUGCCUGGCUGACUGGGAGGAAGGGGGCCCAGGAGGCCACCCCCAUCCUUCUCAGCAGCCCUGGCUGUGGCCUCUGGGUCUCCCGCCUCCCCACCCCGUGUCAGUACAAUCUUUGCUUGUACAAUCGGCAUCUUUAUACAAUAAAACCUCCCUCUCCACCUUCUGUCUCUUUGUGCUUAGAGGGGAGAGGGCAGACAUGGCUCUUGCCACAGGACUGGGACAGGCACUUGCCAUUUUAAGAUUGGACCCUGGGCUGUGGCCGCCCGGGGAAAACCUCACCGGUAAGAGGAGAGGGGCCUGGCUCCCAGGCUCCCACAAGGCC